AUGCCGACGACGUCGUCGCAAGACCCGGAAGCAGCAAACGAGCCGCAGAAGAAUUCGCGGAAAUGGACGGUGCAUCAGGGGAGGAAUCGAUUCUGCUGUCAAGGAAGGAUGGUUUGCUCGCGUCAGCAUGGCGUCUUCGUUCUCACCGUUUUCCUACUUUCCACAUGUCUCACAUUAUUCUUUAUAUUUGACGCGCCUUUUAUGUGGAACAUCAAUCCGGCGAUUCCUAUUGUGGCAGCUGUUUUGUCGACGAGUGUUAUUGCCAACUUCGUGCUUACUUCGUUUUCGGACCCUGGAAUUAUACCGAGAGUUGGGAAUUUGGAGCUCAUCGAGCUCGAUAAGCAGAAAACGGCAGAGCAAAUUGCUGAAAACUGCACGAAUCGUGUUCGAACGAAGGAAGUCGUCGUCAACGGCCAACGAGUCAAACUAAAGUACUGUACGACGUGCCGCAUGUUUCGACCACCGCGCACCUCGCACUGCUCAGUUUGCGACAAUUGUGUUAUGAUGUUCGAUCACCACUGUCCUUGGGUUGGUAAUUGCAUCGGCCAACGCAACUACGCGUUCUUCUAUCGAUUCGUGAUCUCACUAGCGUUUCUUAUCAUUUAUUGCUUCGCGUGCUCCGUUGUGCAUCUAUGUUUAGUAUCUAAGCAGAAAGAGAGUUUGGCAGAUGCGAUCAAACAGAAUCCAAUCACUCUGGUUGUGGCCCUUGUGGGAUUCUUCUCGAUAUGGUCAGUAGUUGGUUUAAUGUGCUUUCAUAGCUAUUUAAUAGUUACUAAUCAGACAACGAAUGAAGAUCUCAAAGGAGUAUAUCGUAAUAAACCGUCGAAUCCACCGGAAACAGAAGUGAAAAAUCCGUUUCAUCGCGGUUUUUUCAAGAAUAUUGCUGAAAAAUUGUGUCGUUCUCAACCGCCGAGUGUCUUGGACGCAAGCGGAUUUCUCGACGCGAAUGUCUACAUUGUAGUGCCGAAACCGAAAGCUUCGUCAUCUUCUCAUGAGCCGACAACGUCGACAUGA
Messenger RNA from Caenorhabditis bovis, 1014 nucleotides. The record is from the annotation of a GenBank genome assembly. NCBI's taxonomy places the organism in Eukaryota, Metazoa, Nematoda, Chromadorea, Rhabditida, Rhabditidae.